Penicillium diatomitis is the source of this 2292-nucleotide messenger RNA. RefSeq lists its product as uncharacterized. Gene Ontology annotation, molecular function: protein binding. The transcript is spliced from 5 exons. Lineage: Eukaryota; Fungi; Ascomycota; Eurotiomycetes; Eurotiales; Aspergillaceae. The record is from RefSeq and is a predicted model, not a curated record. Bases 1 to 2292 code for a protein of 763 amino acids.
AUGACGUCGGACUCGACACUUUACCGCCCAACCGAGUCCCUCAUCCUUCCGAGUAAACGGCGUUUUAUCCCCUUCCGCAUCCCCAACUUCCACACGCAACUGCGCCACUACAUCAGCACUGCUGAUCCGGAUCGCAUCUAUGUGGUCGUAGAAAGAGUGGUCUAUGCAAUCCACAUUUCUACACAAAAGAGGGAAAGCUUGGCUGUGAUCCCUUUCGAGCCGCGAUGCUUAGCGGCUGGUUAUGGGUGGAUCGCUGUGGGGGGCCCGGAACAGGGUGAAUGCGCCUUCAUUCGAACGAACGACGGAGACGGACAACUGCAUGGCCAAUCGAACUCGCACUCGGCCUCGGAGGUCGACAGUGCGCUCCCCCUCGACUUCGAGAACCUCCCAGGACUACCUUCUCCAGAUGGCACAGACAGUGAAGCCACAUCCUCGCGCCCUGCACCUCAGAGAGCGCUACCAGAGUUCGAGCUGCAUAAGUUCGGAGGCAGUAUUGUGAACUCUGUGACGAUCCACCAGUUUCCCGGUGAUCGCGAGGGGAUUGCAAGUGAGGAUGUGAUGGUUGUCAGCAACAACGACCGAACCGUAACGCUCUACUCGUUGACACGAGCCAAGGUCUUGAAGGUCCUUCACCAUUCGACAUGCAUGAACUAUGCGAUCCUCUCCCCCGACCACACAGUUCUCACAGCCGUGGGGGACGAGAACCGAAUUUACUUCUACAAUGUCGCUCGUGACUGGAGUUCGCUGACUACGAUUGAGUCAGGUGCAAAGAUGACCGGCUGGGACUUGGAGCUCCUGCGAUGUGUUGAGAUCAGCAUUGGGUCACGCCCCGAUGAUGCCUGUUGUUUCACUGUCGCAUUUUCGCAGUCCAGUCAUCUCUGCGCAGUGGGCUCCCAGUCUGGUUUUGUGACCGUGCUUGACAUGGACCGCGUUCGGGAUCUGAAGGACGAUGAGCCGGUGGUCAACCAAUUUAGGUCCUCGAGAUCCUACAUUGAAGGUGGUGCUGUUCGAUGUAUGACAUUUGCACCCGAGCCUUGGGAUCUACUGGUGUGGCUCGAGGGUCAUGGGAGGGCCGGCGUGGCCGAUGUGCGACAGUCGUUUCUUCGUCGCCAGAUUCUGGUCUUGGAUGCCAACGAUCCUGAACUUGAAGAGGUUCGAACCGUACCGAUUCUUCCCAACUUCGAUGAUAGCACCUCAGACGAUGACCUCGAAGUCUCCGCUCGCCUUGGAUUUGACGCCGAAGAAGUCUCCAACACUCGAGAUGGAGACAGUCAUGGACGUCUUUCAGCACGGGAAAAUUUGAUAGGCGACCUGACGGCACGCGAGCGAUUAAUCAUGCAGUUCCUCAAUACGGCAAGAUGGAACGCUAGAGAAGAAACUGGAUCUAACGACAGAGGAGAAGCAACUUCGCGGGUUCCUUCACACCCACCUCAUUCUUCGCAAAGCCGUAACUACAGCGCCACCGAGGAACUUGGGAAUGGUCAUCGCUAUACGUCCACGUCCCGUCAGACCGAUAUACUGGGCGCUCCUCAAAGUAGCCACUACAGUCGGCCAAGCACCGCAUAUAUCUCCCCACGCAGUGGUCGACGCAGCUCGAUCGUACUCUCCCAAAGCAGUGGUUCGCCCGAGCUAGAUGUUCCUAGCCACGAGAGUCGCAACCAUGGGAGUGGCCUUGGCUGGAACUCAUCACGGCUAGACCUGCAUGGUGAUACCGUCAACCGGUUCGCUGCUGAUUCUGACUACGUUCUUCGCGAAAUGGAAGGGCGUGGUAUGCCUGCGCCUCAACCGCCUGAACCACUCACGCCUAUCAGUAUCGACAUACGACGAACACGACCGCCACGGUCCAGUUCGAUUCCUCGGCCAGUGGAGAGAGCACAGGCCAGGCAGAUUUCGGGAGCUGAUAGCAGGCCUGAAAAUUCACGACCAUUGAACUACGACAUGAGAACCAACCUUGCGACUGAACGUCUACGUCGCCAACGCCAGAUUGCCAAUGAGAUGCACAACCGUGCAAUCAUGGAACGUGGGCAUCGAGAGCAGCGGAUGCGGCAGCAAACUUUGGGGUUUGAGCAGAACCACUCUCCACGCUGGAUACGUAAUAUCAUCAACGAUCUCCCCGACCGCAGCUUUGUCCAUGGGAUCCAUGGACCCGGAGCUGAAGAGCCGGAUGCCACAGCCGGCGUGGGCUGGGGCGCUGACGGACGAACACUAUACAUCGCAACACUCGAAGGAAUUUUCGAAUUUCAACUGAAUACCCAUGAUCGCAAAACUUUUCCAGCUUUCUCCUUCAGGUAA